Molecule: messenger RNA, 977 nt
Organism: Nerophis ophidion (straightnose pipefish)
Lineage: Eukaryota; Metazoa; Chordata; Actinopteri; Syngnathiformes; Syngnathidae
Gene: pdcl3
Product: phosducin-like 3
Exons: 7
Coding region: 16-876 (286 amino acids)
Biological process (GO): positive regulation of gene expression; angiogenesis; protein folding
Cellular component (GO): cytoplasm
Source: RefSeq, a predicted model, not a curated record
UUUCCUCGGGGGAUAAUGACACUUUGUGGCGUUGUAGGAGAGGACAACGACAACAGACAUGUUUGGGAGGAGCAUGGUUUCUGGUCGGACUCUGUACGUGCGCGCGCUCCUUCUGCUUCCUGCUUAGGAGAGAGGAGUGGCGUGCUUCCUGCUGGACUUCUGCGGGACAAAAUGCAGGACCCAAACGAGGACACGGAGUGGAAUGACAUCCUGAGGAAGAAAGGCAUUCUUCCUCCUAAAGAACUUCCCCCAGAAGAUGACGAGGAAGAACAACAUCAGUCUGUUGUGAGAACGUAUGAGGACAUGACGCUGGAGGAGCUGGAGGAGAACCAGGAUGAGUUUGAAGAGGACGACGAGGCGGCCAUAGAGAUGUACAGACAGAAGCGUCUGGCGGAGUGGAAGGCCAGUCAGGCCAAGAACAUCUUCGGGGAGGUGACGGAGAUCUCGGGUCAAGACUACGUCAAUGAGGUCAACAAGGCUGGCGAAGGCAUCUGGGUGGUGCUGCACCUCUACAAGCAAGGCAUCCCUCUGUGCUCGCUCAUCAACCAACAUCUCAGCGCUCUGGCCCGCAAGUUCCCUCAGACCAAGUUCCUCAGGUCCAUCUCCACCACCUGCAUCGCCAACUACCCUGACCGCAACCUGCCCACGGUCUUCGUCUACCUGGACAACCAGAUCAAGGCGCAGUUCAUCGGGCCGCUGGUCUUUGGCGGCAUGAACCUCACCUUGGAAGAACUGGAGUGGAGGAUAUCAGAGAGCGGCGCGGUGAAGACGGAGCUGGAGGAGAACCCUCGGAAACAAAUUGAGGACAAACUGAUGUCGUCCAUCAGGUCCUCGCUGCCCACCCGCAGGACCAGCGAGUCUGAGGACGAGGACUGACUUUCCUGUCUUACUGAACUGGUUGCCAUGGAAACCUCCUUAAAGGACUGCCAAGGAAACAAUUCCAAGUACAUUAAACUUCUUCUUUCUGUCCAACGUCA